CGGCGGUGGGUGGGAAUGGGAAUGGAGGAGGUUUCCCGCGGGGUCACAUCCCUCCUCCGGCCUGGCGGCAGGAUCUAUUCCCUCCGGUCUGCGUAAAAACUCUCGUCUUCCCUCCUCCCCUUCCACUUCCACUUCCACUUCGACCUUUCAGCAUAGCGACAGAAGCUGCAACAUCGAUGCCACUGUAGGUCUGAUUGCUAGUUUGUGUAUUUGAGUGGAUGCCCAAGGCUGGAGGAGUUUGAAAGCAAAUAUAUUGCUUGGCGGUGCAAUUGACAAAAUGGCGAGGGAUUCAACAAAGAACCUCAUUUCCUACUUGGGGCUGAUGAAAUUAGCCAUCCCGUCAGUGCUGCUGGAAAGUGCUCCAGCCGGGGCGCAGAUGAUACAGACUGCUCUGCUAGGUCACAAGGCCACGGAUUACGUCGCUGCUUGGGCAGUUGUUUCUGGGACAACGAAUUCAGUCGCAUCGAUUUUCAAUUUCCUUGUUAUGGGAGUCACGGCAAAAGUCAGCAAGUGUUCAGGGGCCAAGGCUUGGGGAUUGGUGGGCUCUCGCAUCAGGCUAGCGCUCGGUUGCUCCCUUGUGCUUGGCUUAAUAUCAAGCUGUCUACUGUAUUCUCUGAAGAACCCUGUUUUCCGAUUACUUCAUGAUGUUCCGAGUGCAAGAGGUCCUGCAGAAGACUUUUAUCUUCUGAAGUCGAUCGGUAUUUCGCUGCAGCUGUUUGCAUUCAGCACAACUGGCAUAUUGCAGGGGUACAAGAGAGUCAAUCUCGUCGCAGCAAUCAACAUAUGCAGGGUGGGGAUCGACGUGUUUGGGAGCUACAUUGCUCUCUUCGUUCUCGAUUCUGGGAUGACGGGCAUCGGAAUCAGCAAUGUCGCAGCUGCGCUGAUAGCAGGCGUUGUAGCCUUCCUCUGCGUGAUUUUCCUCCCGCCUCCAGAGGCAGAGGGGCAGAUACAGAUAUUUCCGUUCUUCUGGACGUGGUGGGCAUCCAUACGUAGAAGAUUAUGGCUGUGGAAGGAAAGACGACCCACGGAGCAUACUGAAGAGACACCGUUACUUGGAGAGAAUCCCGAUUGUGGGCACCAUGUGGAGGGUGGAGAUGGUGUCACAAAAGCAGGCUCACUAGCCCUAGUGACAGAUGAAGACGAAGAGACUGUCAAACUCCAGUCGGAGAGCUUGUGGAAGUUCAUUCUCGAUGGCAUAAGCUUCGUUAUUCGUAACACUUUCAUUCAGUUGUCAUUCUUUUUGGUGCUUGUUGCGGCGUCGAAGUUGGGCGUUGCUGCUCUGGCAGCUCACCAGAUUGUGAGAAAUAUGUGGUCAGUUUGCAUUUACUUGAUUGAUGGGUUUGCGACGGCCGCUACUAUUGCUGGAAGUAACAUCUCCGGAAAGUUGGCGGUCACACAGAGGGGUGAAGAGGCGGAUUCUCUGCUGAGUGACUUGAAGCUUAUGACACGGCGCGUUGUGGAGAUGGGCUUCGGUGCAGGAUGUCUGCUGACCAUUAUCUAUCUGCUAUUUGAACACGAGAUCGUCGCACUGUUUACGAAGGACCCCCUUGUCCAAGGGGAGCUGCAAAAUCUGUGGACCUUCGUCAGCCUUGUGCAGCCUUUCAAUGCUCUUGUGUUUGUAUAUGAUGGGUUGAUAUUGGCUGCUCAAGCAUUCUCCUUCUAUGCAAUGGUGGUCGUCGGAGGGUUCUUCAUCGUCUUUAUGCCAUCCCUGAUUAUGGCUGAAAGCGUAUCCAAGACGUUGCAAGCUGCAUGGGCUGCUAAGGUCGCACUCAAUGUGGUGCGAUUGAGCGGGGCCGCCUUCCACAUACACAGCCGUUAUUUGCAGCUACACAACGAGCAGGACGAAGUCUGAUCGAUGAACAAAGCUUGGUCCAGGGAAACACGAGCUUCAGUCCGGGAACAGAGAGUUUCAUCCAGCAGCCUCCUAGUUUAUAUAUUCAAGAAGGCAAGUGAACCUGCCUGUUAUUCCAACCAACGUUCUUUGGUGCGCCUAGGAUGUGUUGUUGCCUUAGGUACGCUGCCACAUCAGCACAGAGGCCCGAAUGCUUAGGGCACGUUGCCCGUUCUUCUGGUUUGAAACGUCGUCCUGCAAGCCUGCGGCAAUAUUCAGUGCAUUGGUGAAAAGAAGAUUCUUGAUGCCCGACCGUUCAAUCGUUUGUGCAUUUUUCCUGCAGACCCAGCCUUGUCUUUUUCCGUCCAAACAAGGCUGGACGACUUGAUCCGCACGCCACUGUGGAGAGCGAGUGAGUGUGUUUGUGCCUUCUGCCACAACCGCAACCCAUGGGUUCAGAAAGUGAAAGCGAAGAAAUCGGGUAGGUAGUAGGCGACUGACAGAGGAGGAGGAGGAGGAGGAGGAAGUAGAUGCUCACCAUUAUAUCGGUGCUUCAGGGGUGGCUGUCGCACCCUCAAACAGCAUAGUGAAGAUGCACAGCCAUGUGUUCGAACGUCUUCUGAGUGUGUGUGUGUCUGUGCACGUGCGUGUGUGGGUAGCAUGGGUAUUCAAUGUUCAUGCGCUUGUCUUGCUCAUAAUCGGCUGAUGCCAGACCUCCUUGCUAUUUCCUGAUCGCUCACUUACCAGC
Chara braunii is the source of this 2579-nucleotide messenger RNA. The record is from the annotation of a GenBank genome assembly. Lineage: Eukaryota; Viridiplantae; Streptophyta; Charophyceae; Charales; Characeae.